UUCAAAUGUUAGUUCUGCGUUGACGGCACCUCCAGAGCUGAGGCUGCUUUGAGUAGAAUCCUCAAGCUUAGCCUCAGAGUACUAUGAGUCUUCGGAUUCCAGGAAUAAAGAGACCACUCUUGGAUUUACUCUCUGUGUUGCAUGUCAAAGACAACAGAACUGGACCAAGAAAGUUCAUAACUUUUUGUUUUUGUUUCUGCUACGAUGACAUCAUACAUGGCUAUAGAUGGCAGUGCUCUUCAGGUUCCCUUGCGUCAGAAGCCGAGGAGGAAAACUCAAGGUUUUCUCACAAUGAGUCGGAGGAGGAUAUCGUGUAAAGAUCUGGGCCACGCUGACUGCCAAGGGUGGCUGUAUAAGAAAAAGGAAAAGGGAAGUUUCCUAAGCAACAAAUGGAAAAAGUUCUGGGUGAUGCUGAAGGGGUCGUCACUGUACUGGUAUAGCAAUCAAAUGGCAGAGAAAGCUGACGGAUUUGUCAACCUGCCUGAUUUCACUGUGGAAAGAGCAUCUGAAUGCAAGAAAAAGCAUGCUUUUAAGAUCAGCCAUCCACAGAUCAAGACCUUUUAUUUUGCAGCUGAGAAUGUGCAGGAAAUGAACGUGUGGUUAAAUAAACUUGGAUUGGCUGUAAUCCAUCGGGAAUCCACUACAAAGGAUGAAGAAUGUUACAGUGAAAGUGAACAGGAAGAUCCUGAAAUAGCUGCGGAGACACCUCCUCCUUCUCGCUCUUCCCAGACUCAGUCUCCUUCACUAUGUACCGAUGCUGCACAGCAGGCAUCUUCAUCCUCACCCAGCCUGAGUGGAACAUCAUGUUCUUUCUCUUCCCUGGAUACAGUGAAGACACCCAGUAGUUUUCCUUCCUCCUUAUCUGAAGAGAGAGAGUCCUGGCCUGACACAGUUAACAGUUUGUCUGCUGCUGAAGAUGAGGGACAGCCAAUAACGUUUGCUGUGCAGGUUCAUUCACCUGUACCUGCAGAGACAGGCAGCCACAAGGCCCCAGAAAACAGCUUUGUCACAUCAGAAAGUGGAUUUUUGAACUCUUUAUCUAGUGAUGAUACUUCAUUGAGUAGCAAUCACGACCAUCUUACUGUCCAAGAUAAGCCUGCUGGAUCAAAGAUCAUGGACAAAGUGUAAAGAACAUGAUCUGGCCAUGAUUAACCAGUUACUGGAUGACCCGAAGCUGACAGCCAGGAAAUACAGAGAGUGGAAAGUCAUGAACACCCUGCUGAUCCAGGACAUCUAUCAGCAGCAGCGGGCCACGCCUGCCCCUGACGACAGCCCCCAGGAACUCAAAGAAUCACCUUCUUCUCCCUGUGUUGAAGAUUCCAUUUGAGACAAAAUCAGAAUUUUCUCCUCUUGCAUUUUAUCACAAGCAACUCUUCAAGAUGUUGCAAAAACUUACGUUUUUCCUUAAAAGGAAAACCGAAACCCAGUCCUUCAAGCAUCAGCUCCCCAUCUAAAGAUGCACUUUAGAUGAAGAUAAUCCCCAAAUACAGCGGGUCCCCUCGUUUCAGUCAUAACGCAUCCAUUGAGAUUGGAAUGAUUGAGUUCAGUUGAAAGGCAUUUUUUGUGUUCCUGCUGGGAGCUCACGGUGAUGCGGGGAUCUAGGUGGGAUGUGAGAAAUGUAUCUUCUGCUCCUUGCUCUCCAGAGAAUGCUAUGGACAGAAAUCAAAUUUUACCAGGAAUAAUUGUCCUUGGAAACAUUCUGUUUUUCAAAAGAAGACUAUGUAUUCCACCUGGCUAAGCAGCUGUGUUGCCCAAAUCACUUUUUGAGUGGAGGAAUGUUUUCUAUAGCAGUGACUGGAAGAACAAAUGUCAUUUGCAGAACAAAAAUUCCUUGUCUUUGGUGUAGAAUGGUGGUGCCUUUUCCACGUGUUGAGAAAUACUUCAUAGACAGUGGCGCAUGGGAGAGCUGAAGGAUGGGGCGUGUUCCAUAUUCCGCUCACUCAAAGGACAGCUUGGUGUUUUCACACUUUAAGCAGGUUAGGGGAUCUGAUUAAUGUUUCCUUUCCUUACAACAGCUAGAGAAAACAUCUCAUCACAGUUGGACACCUCUACUCCCUUCAAGCUUUCCUAAUCAACAGUAGGAGAUAGUAAUAGGUCCAGCAAAGAAUGUCUACAAGCUCUUAUACGUAGUGUGAAUUUAUAUCCAGAUUGCCUGGAAUUCAUAUUGACAAGAUGACAUUGGCAUUGGAAUUGUUUUAAUAUCUUUACUCAAAAAACAAAAACAAAAACCAACAGACAGAAACAACAAAAGAGUUAAACAUGAUGGUUUUAUUUUUGUAUGUUUAUAUGUAACUUGUGUGCUAUGUGAACAGCUAUCUAUGUUUGUUAUUUAAAUAUAUUUAUAGAAAUUCAAAUUACUAGUGUUUUAAAAGAUGAUAUACUAUUAUAUGUUGUGCUUAGUAUAUAUUUGAUGAGUCUAUACUUUUAGCUUGAGAAAAAUAGAAAUACUGUUGAUUAACUAGUGUUAUGAUGUUGCACUAUACUGUAUGAAGAAUGCUCAGGAAACCUUGUGGGAAAAAGUGGGGCAUGCAUUCAUAAUUUUUAUUUUUCUUCCCACCCCUAUUCCCCUGAGCUCUUAGAUUUAGGUUUCUAUAUCUCUCGUAAGUCACUCUCUUAAGCAGAAAAGGACUUACAUUUUCGAUGAUCCUUUCUAUUAAAUAAACUUUAAGGUUUAUGCCAUUUAUGCCUGAAAACAUUAGACCAAAUGCAACACAACUAAUGUCAUCUUUUCAUUAAAGACUAAUAGAAAUUUAGGAAUUGUUGUGUUAAAGAGAGCUCAUAGAGAAACAGUAUGAAAGUCUUCCCCUACUAAUCACCAUGGAUAUUUCUCGCCAUAAAAAGAGCCACAACCCACCAAGUACCCAUGCUGGCCCUACCUACCCUAACAAACUGUUGACAUAACCUCUUUUGCUUUAUAGUUUCAAAGUGUGGCUUGACAUUCAAAUGGAAAUAACCACCUGAAUUAUAUCUGCGAACAAAAUGGAAAUAGUUGUUGAAUAUUUACCCCAAGCUUUACUAAGAAGCCUUAAUACUCUGUAAACAAACAAAUAAACAAAAAGCAACCUUAGCAUUAAGGAAAAAAAAAAAAAAUGAAGCAAGUUAUACUACUAGAAGCUUCUUUAAGAUAAGAGGCCAGGCCAAUCGAUUUGGCCCAGCAAACAUGUGGGUACUUCUCCACCUAGGGAAGCUACUGAAGAUGAGUCUGACCUGUGGUGCCCUGACAGAGGAGACAUUCAGGUCCUCAGGUUGGACCCUGAUGCGCUGGCUUGAGAGAGCAGUGAUUUUAACCUUUUGGUCCUGGAAAUGACUGAUUCCUUCAGUGAUUAGCCGACACCAGAAGUGGGAUUAUUUAGGAUUUGCAGUAUAAAGAGUACUGAAGGAACGACACGUAACAAUAGUGGAAAUAACAGUGUGACACAAAGUACCCUUCCACCUAUUUUUCUUUGGUUUGCAACACCAACCUGUAGACUUCCAGUUUUUCCUAAAUUGAAGAGCUCCAGAAACUUCUGACCAGGGUUUGUGAAUACCUUUGAAUGCUUUCCGUUGGCUUUUCAUGAAGCCAUGUUUCACCAACUUAAAGGCAAAAAAGAUCCCUGGGAUUACUUAGCCAAGUCUUAAAGUUAUUUUUCAAAGGCACGUCAAGAACAUUAGCCUAGAGGUUUUUGCUUUGUUAGUUAAAGCUUACUUUGCAGAACUUUCCAAAGUGAGAGUUACAUUGAACUGCUUAGUUUUGCACCAGCCUUUCUGAAGCCCCAUUGUCUGCUCAUUCGUGUUUUUCCCCCUGUAAAUUCUUUUGCUUUUGAUCAGGUUGUGCUAGAAGCAGGGCUGGCUUCUGUGAGUUCUCAGCUUAGGCUGUGGUCACCAAGAGGUGGGUGGGGUGAUAGGCAGGAGUGAGAGGGAGAGUGGGUGACACUUUCCAUGACACUCAAUGUAGGAAGACAUGGACUUCUCUCUUUUGGCUUCAAGCUACUUUUCUGGUCCAAAGAAUAUUGGGAAAACUGGAUUACUUUCAGUACAUUUCUUGAGACUGGGUCACCUCUGAAAUGCAUUUGGGGUAGUUUCAUGGGGUCCAAGCGCAGACCCCUAUACCCCGUCCCAUAGGGCCUUUGAGCCGUGGAAUGACAUAAAACCAUGGCUACUCAGGAAGGAAGUGGAGAAUUAGCACAUGUAGUUCCAAAUCUAUGGCACCUGCUAAGGAUUAGGAUUCGGAGAGGACUCCUUUUCAGGGUUGUGAAGAGGACCUUUCCCCUCUAUUGUUAGCCUGUAGACCCAAAGUGGAGUCUGAAGUGAUGCCCUCACUGGUUGGUAUAUUACCAAUAGACAUACUGAGGCCUGCAUUUGAAGGGCCUCUGUUGCUUUUAAGAAUUCUUAGUUUUGUCACAGCAGCUCAAAUCUUAGCAUAGGAUCAAAGGCCUAGAAAGACUCCUAAAGUAUAAGAUUACAAAGACUCCAGGAAGAGGAAGAAAGAGAAACAGAUUGUGUUUGGAGUCAGAUUUCAAUGUGAAAUCCAUGCCUUAUAUUUACACAGCACUUUGUAGUUUGCAAAUUAGUGAGUUUUCAGCCCCCUUUGCUCCCCCACCCCUCCCACUGCCCACGCUUCAUGUGAGAUGAUUGUGGAUUAUAACAGUGAAGUGCCUGGCCCAGAACCUCUAGUGGUGACACGGGAAUUUGAGUCUCAAGACUCCCAGCAGCUCCCUGCCCCUCCCUCCUCUCCACCCCCCACCUCACUUCACCUGUUACCUUGUGAAGUUGCUGUUGGCGCACAGCCCACUGGGGAACCAAGAAGUUUGACUUGCACUGAAUGUUUCCUCACACUGGGCUCAGCACAGGGCUGGCCCUAGUGGCUGUUAAGCUAAAUUCUCCAUUUGAAACCUAAGGGGCCCUCUCUGUGCUUGAAUACAUUCUCUUUCUAAUGGACCUGCUGCAACCUGCUGGAGCCUGUCUAUGAAUUGGGGUUUAACCGAAUCAUGCUGUGUUUCCUUUUCUUUCCUUCUGUACAUUAGAUGACUUGGGAGGUGCUGUGAGAUCCUUGGAUGGAAAACGUGUGUUUAAAGAAAUGGAGAGUGUGUAUUUUGUUUGCCUUUUGAGGCAUGUGCUGUCAGAUGUCAGAGACCCAACUUAGUGAUGAGAGGCUGGUCCUUUGACCUUCUUCUCCUAAUUGCUUUUUAUGUAAUUAUGACCUUUUCCUCAGGUAGCAUUCCAGUCACCAACAAUGUCACAGAGAUGAAACAGGUUUAAAGAGAAAUAUUUUGAAGUCUUUUGAAAAGAAGUGCUAUCCAAAUUUAAGCCAUGUUUAAAUUCAUAGGCACAUUAACUCUUAGUAAGAAAGACAUUUUAUUUUUCUUUUUGAGAUGGAGUCUCGCUCUGUUGCGCAGGCUGGAGUGCAGUGGUGGGAUCUUGGCCCACCGCAACCUCUGCCUCCCAGUUCAAGUGAUUCUCCUGCCUCCUGCUCAGCCUCCCGAGUACCUGGAAUUAUGCAUGGCUAAUUUUUAUAUUUUAUAUUAUAUUAGAGACCGGGGUUUCACCAUGUUGCCCAGGCUGGUCUCAAACUCCUGACCUCAGGUGAUCUGCCUGCCUUUGCCUCCCAAAGUGCUGGGAUUACAGGCAUGAGCCACUGCACCCGGCCGAAAGACAGUAUUUUGAUAUAGCCACAUAAGUGAUUGAGUAAUGUUAAGUACAGAAAAACUGCCAUAUGCACAUAAAGUUUUAGGGGGUAUUUCUUCUUCAGUCUAACAAAACUAUGAUACCCAAUUGGGGUUUUUCAGUUUAUUUCUCUUUCAGUUUUUCUUGUAUACCUCACAGGAGAAAUUGAGUCCUAGCAAUGGGAGAGAACUGCCCUGUCUAGGGUUUUGUAACACAUCAUUGAAAAAUAAAAGACCCCAAAACAAAAUUUUUGCAGCCUGCAUGACAUGGACUGGGGAAGGGGGAUAAUUUCUCCCCUCACAGAAAGCCACUAGUCUCCUUGAAUGAGAUAUUGAGUAGACGCGUUUCUCUGUGGCGUGAGGCAGGAAGCAAUUCCCUUGCCUCUUCUGCACAUCUUAAUUCUUUCCAGAACCACAUGGAAAACUUUGAAAAUGGAUUCUUCGUCAAGAAAUGGUUUAUAUAUUUCUCUUGCUGUAAGGAGACUUCACUGAUCUGUAUUUUUUUUUUUUAACCAUUAGCUCAAACAAGAAGCAUGCCCCAUCAAAACAGUAAAUGCCGUGUAAUAAAACCAGGAGUUGUAAUCGCCAUGUAUUUUAAUGUGCUUGCAUGAUGGGAACGUAACUUUUAGCACUGCAUGGUGUUUGGGGGCCAGAUAUUAAUGUGGAAACGAUAGCUUCAGUUUGUGCUUUCAUUCUGUGUCAGCUACCCCUCUAAACUGAAAAAAGAGGCAUGGCUCGUUUCUCUCCUGCUUUAUGUUUUUGAGGUUGACUUGUAAGAUAAAAAUAAAAAUAAGAAAAAAAAUCUAGUAGAAUAACAUAGGAAAAAAAAGUUAACAUAUACUACUGGUGUUCAUUUUCUGCCCUGCCGUGUUGCUUUCUCAAAGAAAUAAACCUGUGGCUGGGAAGUG
This is a messenger RNA of Cebus imitator (Panamanian white-faced capuchin), 6550 nucleotides long. It is a transcript of the gene IPCEF1, whose product is annotated as interaction protein for cytohesin exchange factors 1. Bases 205 to 1128 code for a protein of 307 amino acids. The record is from RefSeq and is a predicted model, not a curated record. The transcript has 11 exons. NCBI's taxonomy places the organism in Eukaryota, Metazoa, Chordata, Mammalia, Primates, Cebidae.